AUGAGCACAUCCUCACAGAGCGUUUCCUACAUUGCGAUGGUGACCAAGGCUGCCACGCGAGGCGCCUUUCGCCUACCAAUGACGACACAUCCUGACCAAAGCUUCAUUGCAAUAGCGAUAUCUUUAGCUAUCGGCAUGUUUAUCGUCACCGCCUUGUUGGCAUUGAAGUUGCAAGAGCUGAGGACUAGGGUGGGACGCCGAAAAUUGGCGGGGGAUGGCCACGAUGUGCUCCUUGAGGAAUCCAGUGACGUGACCACAUAUGACGAUGAGAAUAAAGCGCAGCUGGGUGCUGUUGUGGGAUUAGCGCUUGCCGAAGAGGUGCAAGUGGGCGACGUCGCUCCGAUGGAUAACCCCGAGUCCGAAGGGAUGAAUGAGCUGCCGAUCAAAGAAACAGGAAACCAUUCGUCGGGAAAGACGUAACCCCUGGUACGAUACUAUCGUGUGAACAGACAGAUGAGCGCUAAAUUCGCUGUACAGCCUUGAAAACUCCGUACCUGCUGGUGUUUCCGCCAAAAAUCCCCCUUCAUUAUCUCUCCUUCGACUCUUUCGUUAUCUGUAUUGUAUCUGAUAGGUUAUAACUGGGCUCUUCGCCUUGCACU
This is a messenger RNA of Desarmillaria tabescens, 599 nucleotides long. RefSeq lists its product as uncharacterized. The transcript has a single exon. The record is from RefSeq and is a predicted model, not a curated record. Lineage: Eukaryota; Fungi; Basidiomycota; Agaricomycetes; Agaricales; Physalacriaceae. The coding region runs from base 1 to 420 and encodes 139 amino acids.